Messenger RNA from Gigantopelta aegis, 2624 nucleotides. RefSeq names its product signal transducer and activator of transcription 5B-like. NCBI's taxonomy places the organism in Eukaryota, Metazoa, Mollusca, Gastropoda, Neomphalida, Peltospiridae. The record is from RefSeq and is a predicted model, not a curated record. The transcript is spliced from 22 exons. Gene Ontology annotation, molecular function: RNA polymerase II cis-regulatory region sequence-specific DNA binding; DNA-binding transcription factor activity, RNA polymerase II-specific. The coding region runs from base 169 to 2565 and encodes 798 amino acids. Gene Ontology annotation, biological process: defense response; regulation of transcription by RNA polymerase II; regulation of cell population proliferation.
AAUGGGACUUUUUCUUGGAAAAAUGAUUUCUUGGAAGUAGGAAGAUAUGUCGAACACACACUUGGAAGCGUUUUGAGCAAUCAUUAGCUAUCUCUCACACUGUAACAGUUCAUUUGUUUUGAUUUGUGAUUACUGUUCAUAUCUACAGGCAGUAGCAACAUCAUCAGUAUGUCACAGUGGUCGGCGAUCCAGCAGUUGAACUCCCAGGUUAUAGCUCAAGUAAAGAAAUUAUACAGUGAGGCAUCUUUUCCCAUUGAAGUCCGACAUUUCUUUGCUCAGUGGAUUGAAGACCAGCCAUGGAAGGACUUGAACGAGGACCAGCCGGAGCACCACGACAUCGCGCUGCAGCUGUUGAACCAGCUUCUCGUCCAGCUCAAGGAGAAGUGCGUGGAAUUUCACGAGGACCAUUUCUUCUUCAUACGAAUAGAACUGCAGGAAGCGGAAAGCAACUUCACACAGUUUUAUGGAAACAACCCAUUUGCAUUUAUCAAGACCGUCAGACAACUUCUGGAUACUGAAGCUAGCUUGUUACAGACACAAGAGCCACAAACUGUACAAGAAGUCCAAAUGAAUGGGUUGGUGCCUGAUACCAGAGGGGAGGAAAUCACUCAAGCACUUGAAGUUUUAAAGAACAAUACUCUGGAUACAGACAAUGAACUCCGUAUUCUGCAGUCCAAGCAGGAGUCCUUUAUAAUUCAGUACCAGGAAAGUACUAAACUUGGCAACUUCCUAAAACAGAUACAGUUGCAAGUAGAGAGAACGGUCGAGUUACAGAAACGUGAGGAGGCGUUAAAGAAGCAGAAGGAGGAGGUCGAGACAAACUUGGCACAGAAAGCCCAGGAAUUACUCCAGCUAAGAAUCCUAAUAGCCAAGAAGUAUAGCGACACCGUAAACCAAAUAGAUAGCAUACAGAAGAAUGUCUUGGAUGAUGAACUGAUUCAGUGGAAGCGUAGGCAGCAACAUGUUGGUGAAAAAUUUGAAGAAAAUCUUGAUCAGUUGCAGAAAUGGUGUGAGGAUUUGGCAGACUUGAACUGGUCGAAUCGACAACAGAUUCAGCGGUGCCGACAGUUGGAAGCCCAGCUGCCGAUAGAACUACCUGCGGGACAGGAGAACGUUUUACCUGGACUAGGAGAGAGAGUCACCUGUUUGCUGUCCACCCUUGUCACCAGUACAUUCAUAGUCAGCAAUCAACCUCCGCAAGUUCUGAAAAAGGAUUCCCGAUUUAGUGCCGCCAUACGUCUUUUGGUUGGAGGAAAGUUGAACGUUCACAUGACCCCGCCCACAGUGAGAGCUACCAUAAUCAGUGAGAAGCAAGCUCAAGAACUUCUGGGCAACAACGUCAAAGUGAAGAACGAAACUAGCGGUGAAAUUCUCAACAACAACGGUACGAUGGAUUACGAAUCCGAGUCCCGGAAACUCGGGAUCAUGUUUAGAAAUAUGCAACUGAAACGAAUUAAAAGAGCUGACAGAAAAAGCAAUGAGGCUGUGACAGAGGAGAAGUUUUGUAUCCUGUUUCAGUCUGACUUCAAAGUCGGUGGAAAUGAACUUGUGUUCCAGGUUUGGACUUUGUCUCUGCCGGUUGUGGUUAUUGUCCAUGGCAACCAGGAAUGUAAUGCUCAUGCUACCAUCCUGUGGGACAAUGCCUUUUCAGAACCAGGCAGAGUUCCGUUCCACGUACCAGACCAGGUGAUGUGGCCACAGUUGAAGGAGCAGCUUGACCUCAAGUUCAAGGCCAUAACCGGACGUGGGCUAACUGAGGACCACCUCAAUUACCUAGCAACCAAGCUGUUGGAUGGACAGCUACCAACAAAUGAUGAUUUCUCUGCCUGUACGGUCAGCUGGUCACUCUUUAAUAAGGAGCAGGUCAAAGGCAGAAGCUUCACAUUUUGGGAGUGGUUACACGCAGUAGCAAAACUAACCAAGGAACAUUUGAAAGGACCAUGGAAUGAUGGGUCUGUGAUUGGAUUCGUCAGCAAGUCCCAGGCCCAGGAUUGGCUGUUUCAGAAACCCAAUGGUACAUUCCUGUUACGCUUCAGUGACUCGGAACCUGGCGGCAUAACAAUUGCAUGGGUGGACGACAAGGCUAAUGGAAAACUGGAGGUGUGGAAUUUGAAGCCGUUUGGAGCAAAAGAUUUCUCCAUUCGGAGUCUGGCCGACCGAAUAAAGGACCUUCACAAUCUGGUCUACCUGUAUCCAGAUAUUCCAAAGGAAAAUGCGUUUGGGAAAUAUUUCUCCUCCAAUCCAGGAGAGGAUACUCCAAACACAGAUGGUUAUAUCAAACCAAAUCUUAUGACAGUCAUCCCUGGUCACUAUAAUGGCCAGCCAAUGAACUUGGAAAAUCCCCAAACUCCCCAAACUCCUCAACUGAUGGAGCCGUUCUCCCCCACUACAUCAGCCACAUCGGUGUACGAUAAGAGUCCGGGGUCGGUGCUCACGCAGCAAACACAGGACGAUCCGAUGCAGGGUGACCUGGAAGAUUUCUACCUGUUCUCCACAGACUACGCACCUGAGGACAUCCAGAGCAUCAACGUGAACGAGCUGAUUUACCAGACGAACAACACGUGAAGUGAACGUGAAGUUUUACUUCUUGUACAGAUGUAUCAUAAAGAUUGUAAUUUGAUAGA